AUGCCGGCCGCGACCAAUGGCCAAGCUUUUCUCUUGAACCCAAAUGCUCCUGAAGGACCUACCCGAUUCCCACAAGCACGAUCGAUAUCGGCGAAUAGCCGCACAAUCUAUAUUUCUGGCAUUGCCAGCAUACUUCCUGACGGCACUGUCGCUGGCAAUGAGGAAGGCCAAGUGCCUGAUGUUCGGAAGCAGACCAUGACAAUCCUCAACACAAUCGACGACAUCAUCAAGGGCGCAUCUGACGGAGAAGGAGGUAUACACAAUCUGAUCGAUGCCGUGGUCUAUCUGACUGAGAUGGAGCGAGAUUACUCGGGCAUGAACGAGGAGUGGAACAAAGUGUUUGCGAGUCGGAUGGUAGCGCCUGCGAGAGCAACUAUUGGAGUCAAGGAUCUACCAGACCCGCGGUUUGUGGUGGAGAUCAAGGGGGUAGCAGUGAUUUCCGAGUGA
Molecule: messenger RNA, 447 nt
Organism: Aureobasidium subglaciale EXF-2481
Lineage: Eukaryota; Fungi; Ascomycota; Dothideomycetes; Dothideales; Saccotheciaceae
Exons: 1
Coding region: 1-447 (148 amino acids)
Cellular component (GO): mitochondrion; cytosol
Molecular function (GO): deaminase activity
Source: RefSeq, a predicted model, not a curated record